ACAUAUUUCAAUUUGCUCUCCCGGCAAAGAGCCUGCUGUAAUUGUCUAGUAUCGCGUGCAAAUCAUCCGUCUCUCUCCAGUGUCGAUGCUGUUCCAUGCAGCUGAAUUGUCUUUCAUCGCGGCAUCACUCAUACGUGAGAAAGGCUCGUGCCGUUUGGGCAGCUGGCUCCUGCCCUGUUGCCUUUGGUCAGGUCGAUGCCCCGGAGGUCAGCCCUACGUUCCGGACUUUCAAAUGACUUCGUGGCUCUGAGGGAAGCUGUUGUUUGACAUGCUGUAGGUGUUUUUUUCUUUUAGACUCUAAAAAUUAAUCGCGAUUAUAUAAACAGCGUUUAGCCUUAACACAAGUGAUUCGUUUUAAAAGACUGGCUAGAAAUUUGGUUUGUUAACCAAUUUGUAAGUAUUGUUUGAAAUCACCAAAACCUGAAAAAUCAGGUACUCGGAGUUACAACAUUUUUAAUCGGGAGUUCAGGCUGGUCACCUUGCUGUUCGCAAUGAUGGACAUCAGUGAAGUGAAUUCUCUUUCCUUAGAAGAUUUUCUGGAGAUUUUUGGCAACGUUGUGGAGAAAUGUCCGUUCGUUCCAGCGGCAGUGUGGUCAGCGAGACCCUUCGCCACUCUGGCUGACAUGGAAGCUAAUAUCGCAGAGCUCAUCGACAGCCUGCCAACAGCCGGUAAGGCAGGCAUCCUGCGAUGCCACCCGGACUUAGCCGGCCGGGACCUUCAGAGUGGGACCCUGACGGUGGAAUCGGAGCAGGAGCAGGCGGCAGCCGGCCUGCGCUCGCUGGAGCCCACAGACGCCACCAGUCUGCGACGCCUCAACCUGCAGUACAAAGAGCGUUUCGGCUACCCGUUCGUCAUCUGCGCCCGUCUAAACGACAGAGCAGCCAUCCUGCGGCAGUUGGCCGAGCGGCUGGCCAACGAGCUCCAGCGGGAACUGCCUCUGGCCAUAGAGGAGGUGAAGAAGAUCUGCUGCCUCCGGCUACGCAGAAUAGUAGCGUCUGACAGCAAGCUCUGACUGGUGGCUACGCAGAAUAAUGCACAGGAAACGUGAACAAACUGACGAGACGUAUCAGCAUGUGCCCAUCAAAUACCCCGAAACCAGAAUAAAAGUCCUAAUUUCA
Molecule: messenger RNA, 1119 nt
Organism: Brienomyrus brachyistius
Lineage: Eukaryota; Metazoa; Chordata; Actinopteri; Osteoglossiformes; Mormyridae
Gene: urad
Product: ureidoimidazoline (2-oxo-4-hydroxy-4-carboxy-5-) decarboxylase
Exons: 2
Coding region: 492-1013 (173 amino acids)
Biological process (GO): allantoin metabolic process
Molecular function (GO): carboxy-lyase activity
Source: RefSeq, a predicted model, not a curated record